CUCAACCAGUCCUUCUUGCAACGGAAUAUUUGCGUCUUGCACUGACCUCCGCAGUGGCAGCCAGUUAUCGUCUGCUCUUUCCAUGCUUUGCGACUCUAGUCUAUAGAAUGGACUUUGGCGAUGCAGUUCCGCUCUCUACCUCUUUUCCUCUCCCAUUUCGCGUGCUGUUUCUGAUCGGCUUGGGCAUACUAGGAUGGGCGACUAACCUCCAUGGACUACACCUACUCGGGAUUGAUGCAGGGUCAGCACUAGAUUUGCACUCUGGUCGUAUCUUUUUGCCUACGACCUCCUCGUCUCCACGACCAUCUUCGUCUCCACGAGUGGCUUACAUGCCCAUAUACCGUCUAUUCGCGGGAUAUACAGCUUGGUGUUUUGCUGGAUGGUCUUUCUUCAGACUCGCUACUCACUCGAACGCUAUGUUGGUGGAUGCCUUCAAAUUCAUCCCUGCAUUGAGCUCCCUGGGUGUGCUCACAACUCUCAUAUGUCCAUUUGAGUUGUGUCAAAAGCGCGAGAGAGAUCUGUUCCUCCAGAGCGCUGCAAGGUGUCUAUUCUCUUCAAUGGAUAGCCCAGUGUAUUUUUCAGAUGUAGUCUUCGCGGACGUGUUCACGUCAUUUGCAAAAGUCUUUGGCGACGUUUGGCUUUCUCUGUGCAUGUUACUUCCACACGGAAGUCUUUUGUCUCCCCCACCCCUUGAUGGCCUCUCUCAAUGGGUACUUCCAGCGCUGAUGAGUCUACCGUAUAUUGUUCGAUUCCGCCAGUGCCUAAUCGAGCUCCGGUCUCCUACCAACACCAGUAAGCGACCCCUCUUCAAUGCACUAAAAUACGCAUCCUCGUUCCCGGUGAUAUUCCUUUCUGCCGCCCAAAGAAUUGUGGUACUAGACCUCGCAGAAGAGAAGGGCGAAUUGAUCGCACGGGAGCCAUGGCACGGGGAACAUCCGCUAUUUCGCCUAUGGCUUUUAGCCGCGGCUGUGAACUCGCUGUAUUCCUUCUGGUGGGAUCUAACCAAUGAUUGGGGUCUUGACCUUCUGAAACCACGUUCUGCGGAGUCGCGAAGCAACCCCCCGCGACCCCUUGUGCUUCCGUCUCUCCACUUAAAGGCCUCUUCCAUUGCUGGGUCUUCCGAGACACAUGGCGUCACACAGUCUCACCCCUCUUCCGGCCACCAAGUUCAUGGUGGCGCAAUAUACCGUCACCAGUCAUACCCUUAUGGACUUCGACCAGUGCUACUCUACCCACUUCUGGUAUACCCCCUGGUUAUAUUUUUCAACCUCGUGCUCCGCAUGACAUGGUCGAUUAAACUAUCAAGUCAUCUAUAUUCGCAGUCGGAAGGAAGUGCUCUUAUGCUCUGGCUUGAGGUUGCGGAAAUCUUGCGACGAUGGAUGUGGGUCUUCGUUCGGGUAGAAUGGGAGGUUGUGAAGAAUGCACAACACAAAUCUCAGAUUGCGUCAAACGGAACUGUGCCAGAGGAGGUUGAGUUGAUGCCAUCAAACCGUUCUGAUCCUAUGGGUAAUGAUUAGAUGCGCGCAUCAGAACGCUCAGGAUAGUGAUUUGUAUUGUAGUAAGUAAUCGGGUUCACUGGUCAGGGUUCAUAACACUAUACUAACGGAACAGCUCAUAGUAUAGCAUCUUGGAGCAAUUAUUAAUACAUUAGGCACCGAUAUGAUAUGAAGUUCCCGUGCUGGGGUGGUCUUUC
Suillus clintonianus is the source of this 1693-nucleotide messenger RNA. RefSeq names its product EXS family-domain-containing protein. The record is from RefSeq and is a predicted model, not a curated record. The transcript is spliced from 4 exons. Lineage: Eukaryota; Fungi; Basidiomycota; Agaricomycetes; Boletales; Suillaceae. Gene Ontology annotation, cellular component: membrane; cytoplasm. Bases 108 to 1517 code for a protein of 469 amino acids.